GUUUUAUCUCACUAUCAGCAUCUUCAUGAAUUCGGAAGAGAAAUGUGACUUUUGAUUUUGUUUGUUUGUUUAUUGUGAUAGAAAAAAGAAACCAAAAAAUGGCGGGUUCGUAUUUAUCGCCCCUUCCCGGGGAUCUUCUAACGGAGUACAUGUUUGGGCGUAGAAGACAAAGAAGAAACAGGACCACAUUCAGCCCACAACAACUUCAGGAACUGGAAACCUUGUUCCAGAAAACCCAUUAUCCUGAUGUUUUUCUUAGGGAAGAAGUUGCGCUGAGAAUCAGUUUAUCAGAAGCACGAGUGCAGGUAUGGUUUCAAAACCGUAGAGCUAAAUGGAGGAAACAAGCUAGAUUGCAGUUGUUGCAAGACGCCUGGAGAAUGAGAUGCCUUGGAAUAACUACUUCUCCAUUGCUUCUUAGCGGUAGAUCCAAUGGACCUCCACCUCCAUCGAGUGCACUAGGACAUCCAGAAAAACCUAUGGAUAAUGCAUAUACCACAUUAUUGCCACCAGGCUUACCACCUCACUUUCCCUGUCCACCUAGAGAUGGAACGCACAGUCCCCAGAGCAUGAGGAGUUCUCCAAGUCCUAGGAAUGACACCCCAGAUAUUCCUGACGAUCUUUCAAUGGCCAAAAACACGCAGCAACCACAAAUUGCCGAGAAUCCACAAAUUCAACGGCCUGGUCCGAUGGAGAGGUUCGAACCUGUGAAAAAUAGCGAAAUCGGUCAUUAGAAUACCCAAGAACAUCGUU
Harmonia axyridis is the source of this 750-nucleotide messenger RNA. Its product is annotated as dorsal root ganglia homeobox protein-like. Lineage: Eukaryota; Metazoa; Arthropoda; Insecta; Coleoptera; Coccinellidae. Bases 99 to 731 code for a protein of 210 amino acids. Gene Ontology annotation, molecular function: DNA-binding transcription factor activity, RNA polymerase II-specific; RNA polymerase II transcription regulatory region sequence-specific DNA binding. The record is from RefSeq and is a predicted model, not a curated record. The transcript is spliced from 4 exons. Gene Ontology annotation, biological process: regulation of transcription by RNA polymerase II.